Nematostella vectensis (starlet sea anemone) is the source of this 1423-nucleotide messenger RNA. RefSeq names its product probable tRNA N6-adenosine threonylcarbamoyltransferase. The record is from RefSeq and is a predicted model, not a curated record. Bases 48 to 1055 code for a protein of 335 amino acids. NCBI's taxonomy places the organism in Eukaryota, Metazoa, Cnidaria, Anthozoa, Actiniaria, Edwardsiidae. Gene Ontology annotation, biological process: tRNA threonylcarbamoyladenosine modification. The transcript is spliced from 13 exons. Gene Ontology annotation, cellular component: EKC/KEOPS complex; cytoplasm.
CCUGGUAGAAAGCGGAAUCGCACUUUCUUCACUCCAUAGUAUUUGCAAUGCCUACGGUAAUCGGGUUCGAGGGGAGUGCUAACAAACUCGGUAUUGGAAUAAUCCGAGAUGGAGUUGUGCUUUCUAAUCCACGACACACCUACAUAACACCACCCGGGCAAGGAUUCAUGCCCCGAGACACCGCUAAACAUCACCAGGAACAUGCCAUUGAUAUUUUGAGAAGAGCAUUAGAUGAAGCCCAAAUAAGGCCACAAGACAUUGACUGUAUUUGCUACACGAAAGGUCCUGGAAUGGGAGCUCCUCUUGUGGCUGUUGCCGUGGUAGCACGAACAGUUGCACAGUUAUGGAAGAAACCAAUCAUUGGUGUGAACCACUGUAUUGGUCACAUUGAAAUGGGAAGGUUAAUAACUGGUGCCAAUAACCCAACCGUACUUUAUGUCAGUGGGGGCAAUACACAAGUUAUUGCAUACCUACAGAAGAGAUAUCGGAUAUUUGGAGAAACUAUUGAUAUAGCUGUUGGGAACUGCCUUGAUAGAUUUGCGAGGGUACUAAAGCUAUCUAAUGACCCAAGUCCAGGAUACAACAUAGAGCAAAUGGCAAAAAAAGGGAAAAAGCUGAUCGAAUUACCUUAUACUGUGAAAGGCAUGGAUGUCUCAUUUUCUGGAAUUUUAAGUUAUAUUGAGUGUAUGGCCCAUAAAUUGCUUUCUUCUGAAGAGUGCACUCCAGAGGAUCUCUGCUUUUCCUUACAGGAGACUGUAUUUGCAAUGUUGGUAGAAACAACAGAGAGGGCAAUGGCACAUUGCGGAUCAAACGAAGUUCUGAUAGUUGGUGGUGUUGGAUGUAACAAAAGAUUACAGGAAAUGAUGGAUGUAAUGGCGAAAGAAAGGGGAGCAAAGCUGUAUGCAACUGAUGAAAGGUUUUGUAUCGAUAAUGGCGCCAUGAUUGCUCAAGCUGGCUGGGAGAUGUUUCAAACAGGGUCCGUUACUCCUCUUGAACAGACAACAUGUACUCAAAGGUUUAGGACGGAUGAAGUUGAAGUGACGUGGCGAGAUUAAAGUAAUUAAAGAAUUCAAAUUCUUGCAAACAUCACUUUAAACCAACAAUUGUGUAAGCUAGAAAAAUAAGAAACGAAAACUAAAGAGAGAGGGACUGGAAAGGAUGGAGAUAUGACCAUCAUGCCCCACAAGAUUACUCGUUUCCAGUCUCAAGCAUCUGUUGACUAUAUGUAAAUAGGUUUUGUUUUACAAUUUCAACAUUACUUAGGUAACAUCCAAUGUGACACUAUUUUUUUAAUGUAAUUAGAAUAGUCACUAGUUUCCUCAUGAAUUUGUAAAACCCAAUCAAAACCAUGCUGGGCAAAAACCUAUUUGUACGUUAAUAGUAAGACAGCAAGAGGCAAAAAUAAAGCAAAAAUACCAAUUUA